AAAAAUGAUCAAAUUUUCAUUGCCCAUGCAGGUCUUUAUGCCCUUUCAGGUCAAGCAGCAACAUUGGAUAGUAGUAGUAAUUAUGAAUAAGGAGGAGGAAUUUCAGAUUCUUGACUCGUCCUGGAAACUUCAAGAUUAUGAGCCUGAAAUUAAGAAGCUGAUACAUGGGAUUGCUUAUAUAGCGAAGACCGUUCCCACCGCACCACAAAAUGUUGGGUCAUGGAACAUCAUACAGAAACAAAAUGUGCCUAAGCAAACAGAUGGUUCCUCAUGUGGACUAUAUAUUAUUAAAUACAUGGAACUUUGGAAUGGUUCGAGACUUCUAAAAGAGUUUACACAGGCAGAUAUAGACAACUUCAGGAAAGAGAUGGCCGCUCAACUUAUUUUUGCUGAGGCAAAUGAGGCUCUGGGUGUGAAAGAAGCUGUUGAAGCACUCAUGAGUCGGGAGGAUGCAGAUUCUUAGUCUUAGUCUCACUACUAUCUUCAAAUAUGUAGGUUAAGUCUUAGUUCGGUGCAUUGCAUCGGUUUUAGUUUCUAUUGAAAAAAUGCGGUAGUUAGAGAUAGUAGAUUUCAUACAAAGGUUGUGUAUCUGGGAUAUCAGUUUGGGUCGUUUUGAAUAAAUAAUUCACUAUUGUGCAGCAUUGUCGUUUGGAAUGAAU
This is a messenger RNA of Panicum hallii, 659 nucleotides long. RefSeq names its product sentrin-specific protease-like. The record is from RefSeq and is a predicted model, not a curated record. Lineage: Eukaryota; Viridiplantae; Streptophyta; Magnoliopsida; Poales; Poaceae. Gene Ontology annotation, biological process: protein desumoylation. Gene Ontology annotation, cellular component: nucleus. The transcript has 4 exons. Gene Ontology annotation, molecular function: deSUMOylase activity. Bases 5 to 463 code for a protein of 152 amino acids.